UAAUAGAUUUGACAUAUAUUUUGUAUCAAGCACAUUCGAUUAGAAUCUUAGUGUUAUUGAUGGUCAGAUACAUCUUUCUAGAAUUCUUGUAAUAAGGCUAUAAUCUACUUUUCAUCCUACGGUCAAUUUGAUAUCUCAAAAAGAAUUGAAAGAAUUGUCGACUUGUCAUACUUAUAUUGACAAUGCAUUUCUAUUUUGUUGGUUAAUGGAUAGUAUAAUUAAACGCUAAUGAAAAUACUUUCUAUAAUAUAUUCUGUAAAACUGCAAACUACUUUAUUUCGUCAAAAAAAAACUGCAAACAAUUUUAAAAUCUUACUGAAAUAUAAAUUACAAGAAUCAGUCCAUUGAUCGCGCUUAUAAAGGAAAACGAACGAGGGGCGAAAUUAGUAUUUAUUUAGGCUAGGUCGCUUAGCUAGGAAGUUGAAACAAUGGUAGGCAUAAAUGGAUCGUUUGUACUUGGUGCUCAAACUUAUCCCGGCCUAUUAGUUAAAGGAUAAUUUUUUUUUUUUUUUGAUAAAUACCAAUGUGUUUGUUACUUAUUUCUGAUUGUGGGGAAUCACCUUAUGUUAUACCUACGAAGUUAUCAACAUCUUAAAUAAAAACUUACAUAUCACAUGACAAUAGGUAAUAUGUUGUAAGCUACUUUAUAGGGUAUUUAAGUGUAUAAUCCCUCAAUAAAUCGUGAAACCACCGAUUGUUCAAAUGGUCUACGAGUAUGUACCAGUCUUGCAACUUCUGCCUUUAUAUAAAUUACAAUCAUAAUUGAAAAUUGAUUUUAUAUAUAUAUAUAUAUAUAUAUAUAUAUAUAUAUAAUAUCCUCAACAUACACAGUUCACACUAUAUCCAUAGGACCCACUUGUCCAUGAUUCGUUAUUUUUCUAACUCUCCAACAUUAUAAAACCCUCCCACUUCCUCCUAUUAACUUCAAACUAAUUUCUACCCACGAAUACAACUACACAAGCUCUUUGAUAUUCAUCUCUCACUCUUGUAAACCAAAUCCAAACAAUGACUCCGGCGGAAAUCACCGGGUAUUAUCAAUAUCUAUCGCCGGAGAAUUUAUCAACAAUCCCGGCGGAAUUCAACAUACUAAACAUGCCCUCAUCUCCAAUCUCUUCCUCUUCAUUAAACUACCUAAACGAUCUCAUCAUCAACAACAACUAUUCCUUAUCAUCCAACGGUCAAGAUCUCAUGAUGAGCAACAACUCAACUUCUGACGAAGAUUAUCAUCAACAUCAUCAGAGCAUCACCGCACUCGACGAGAGGAAACAAAGGAGAAUGCUUUCAAACAGAGAAUCCGCGAGGAGAUCUAGGAUGAGGAAACAGAGACAUCUUGACGAACUCUGGUCUCAGGUGAUAAGGCUUCGCAACGAGAACAACUCUCUUAUCGAUAAGCUGAUCCGCGUAUCAGAUACGCAAGAUAACGUAUUGAAAGAGAACUCUAAACUCAAAGAAGAAGUUUCUGAUCUUCGACAGCUUGUAUCUGAACUAAAGCCCAACAAGAACAACAGUUUUCUAAGAGAGUUCAAAGAAGUUUAGUAUUUCUUCAAAAUAAAUCGGCGGGGCAGAGAUAUGGGGGUUUGUGUUAUCAUAUUGGGUUUUGGUUGGUUCUAGAAUGUAAGAGCACCAUUAUCCUAGAGACCCUAAAUGGGUCUCUAAUUUUUUUUUUAAUACUUUUUAAUUGUAAAAGUGAAUUAAGAGACUGGAUUAAGAGACCCGAAAAUUUACGUGCUCCAUUGCAAGUUUCUUAUUUAAAGGUUCUUAAAAAAAAAAAAUUAAAUUAAACACCAAUUUUUUUUUUGAUUUUUCUUAUUAAACUUAAAUUUUUUCUUAAAACAUAGUACAAGAUAACAUUUUAAAUAUUGAUUUUAAAAUAAAAACAUAAAAAAUAAAAAUGAAGGAAUUUGUUUGAUGACUUUGUGAGAAGAAUGGAAAUUGUUUUGUGAUUAAAUAGAACUUGUGCGAUG
Brassica napus (rape) is the source of this 1964-nucleotide messenger RNA. Its product is annotated as basic leucine zipper 43-like. NCBI's taxonomy places the organism in Eukaryota, Viridiplantae, Streptophyta, Magnoliopsida, Brassicales, Brassicaceae. Gene Ontology annotation, biological process: regulation of DNA-templated transcription. The record is from RefSeq and is a predicted model, not a curated record. The coding region runs from base 1006 to 1536 and encodes 176 amino acids. Gene Ontology annotation, molecular function: DNA-binding transcription factor activity. The transcript has a single exon.